CGUUUCCACCCCCCUCCCUUUCUUGCGUUGUCGACCUCGUCGUCUUCCAACGGCCGAAAGGGUGGUGUUCUCGAGUUCUUCUGCGGCGAGAUCGAGGGAGAUCAAGGGAAAUCGAGGAACAGGCAUUUCUCAAGGUUCUCGAACCCCUCCGACCUCACCUCCUCCCUUCCCAUGGCGGCGAAGGAAACCGAACGACGUUCCUUCGGCGACCUCCCCGAGGAGCUGAUCCCGGAGAUCCUCGCCUGCGUGCCGCCCAAGCACCUCCUCCGCUUCCGCGCCGCCUGCAAGGCCUGGUGCGACCUCGCCGCCGACCCCGCCUUCAUCCGCAAGCACCACUCCCGCCAGCCAGCGCAGCCCCUCCUCCUGGCUUACGACGAGCACUGCCUCGAGGCCGUCAACCUCGGCACCAACAGGCGCCGGGCGGUCAUGCGGGUUACGGUGUCUGGCCGCGUGCCCUCCAUCGGCUCCGACGCGCUCGCGCUCCACGGCUCCUGCGACGGCCUGCUCCUCCUCGGCUUCCGCGAGACCUUCCUCGUCUGCAACCCCGCCACGCGCCAAGGUGCUCGCCUGCGGCUGCUGUUUCGUGAUGGCCCGGAAUUCGUGGGGUUCUACAGGCACGCCGCUUCUGGGGAGUACCGGGUGCUGUACCACCUGGUCGAGGGCCUCGACGGGGAGUACUCCUACUACGUCCUCUCGCUGGGAUCCCAGCAGGCGAUCAGGGACAUCGAGCUGCUCGCGUCGUCGGCCGCCGUGGCCGCCGGGCUGGCCAGAGGGCUGGAGAGCUCCAGCACAUCGCCGCCCGUCCUCUUCCGCGGCAGGCUGCACUGGCGGCCGCAACGGAGCCAAGGGGGCAACAUUCUGGUGUUCGACACCGAUGCUGAGUCAUUCAGCUGGAUCCCUCCUCCCGCGGAGGCGAUGCUGGGCGAGCGCCACCACGCGCAGCUGUUUGAGAUGGACGGCACGCUUGCCAUGUUCUGCUGCCACCAAUCUGCACAGAAGUCUGUUAUCUGGUUCAUGGAGGACUACGAGCAGAUGAACUGGGUCAAGCACCCGGUUGAGCUGUCCUUCACACCUGCUUAUGAUCCGGCUGUCCUGUAUCAAGGGGGGGAUGUGCUGGUGCUGGAAUCGGAUAUGCUGGUGUUAGAAAGCCCGGGCAAGCUGUCGCAUUAUGAUAAGAUGGAUAAACUUCAGGGAUCUGUCAACUGUUUUGCUCGGGGCCUCAGAAUUACUCCACAUGUGCUCAAAGAGAGCCUCAUCCUCCCUGAGUUCCUUCGGAAGCAGCAGAAUGACGGUACCUGCCAAUGGUUCCCCGAGCUUGAGUUUCCCUGAUGGUUCCGGUUCGGAUACUGCAAUCUCUGCUGAUGAAACUCAAACUGGUUAGCCUUUUCAUGAUUCGCACUACGGUGACAGAGGUUCACAGAUAUUGAUUCCUUCUUUCUCUUUGAAUACGACAGCAGGUGUUUCUUUGUGUCUGUGCACUUAUCCCCUGUUAUGUUUCAGUAAGUACACUGUAUGUUGGAAAUUUCCAUUACAUGAAUUGUGAACGAAUUGCAUGUGUUCGGAACAUGAUUUCGAAUGGUUUGGGCAUCA
Messenger RNA from Aegilops tauschii subsp. strangulata, 1590 nucleotides. Its product is annotated as F-box protein At5g49610. The record is from RefSeq and is a predicted model, not a curated record. Lineage: Eukaryota; Viridiplantae; Streptophyta; Magnoliopsida; Poales; Poaceae. Gene Ontology annotation, molecular function: protein binding.